Molecule: messenger RNA, 2817 nt
Organism: Zingiber officinale
Lineage: Eukaryota; Viridiplantae; Streptophyta; Magnoliopsida; Zingiberales; Zingiberaceae
Product: protein SET DOMAIN GROUP 41-like
Exons: 5
Coding region: 150-2051 (633 amino acids)
Molecular function (GO): protein binding
Source: RefSeq, a predicted model, not a curated record
AGUCCCGCGUUCCGUGAGUGGCAAAUGACCGUUGGAUUCCGGAGCAUUGCUCAUGUGUUAAUCUUCGAAACAGAUCUGGCAUCACAUUGCCGUUUCGAUUGUCGCAUCAUAUCAAUCAACGGCGCAGGGGAGCUCUGAUAACAUCGACAAUGGAGAUGCAAGCGCGCAAGGAGGUAGGGUUGGCGCAGGACCUGAUCCCACCCCUUCCGCCGCUCGCCGCUGCCCUCCACCGCCGUUUCUUCUCCUCCCACUGCGCUGGUUGCUUUAGGCCCCUUGAAUUCCCCUUCCCCUGCGCUGGCUGUCGGGGUGUCACCCACUACUGUGACGCCUCCUGCUGCGCAGCAGACUUCCCAGCCCACUAUUCCAGUGGUGAGUGUCAUUUCCUACGUCUCCACCAUGAAGGCGACUCCUCCGAUAUUCGUGCGGCCCUUCGCCUCCUUCACUUCUUGGAGUCCAUGGGGUCCCUCCCAUCCCCUUCACUCCCCGAGAGGCCGCGCCGGGUUGCCGGAUUGCUCGCCAGCGAUCUUGAUAAGGUGCUGGAAGAAGGAGGGGAGCUGGCGGAGAGGAUUACGGAGGGAGCCACGCUGAUGUCGGUCGCGAGGGAUCGUGAUCGAUCGCAGGUGACCGGCGGCCAGGAGGCUGUCACGACGGAGGAGGUGCUCUGGGCAGUGAUAACGAACGCUGUGGAGGUGCACGUUAACGAGGUCGGCGCACUAGGGGUCGCCGUCUUUGGGCCGGGCUUCUCUUGGUUCAACCACAGUUGCAUGCCCAACGCCUGCUACAGAUUCGAGUUGGCUCAGAGAUCCGGUGGAUGCGGAGCAUAUGAGCUGGAAUCGUUUCUCGUAUCGCCUGCUGCAGCUGGACUGGCAACGGAAUCGUUCAAUGCAUGGAUUUCUGGUGAAAACAAAUUGGCCCAUGGAUUUUCUAAUAUUGGGCCAAGAGUAAUAGUCAGGAGCAUAAAGCCAAUACAAAAGGACGAGGAGGUUUGCAUCACUUAUAUCGACUUACUGGAACCUAAGGUUAGGAGACAUGCUGACUUAUUGGAAAAAUAUAGAUUUGUUUGCUGCUGUGGGCGAUGUAGGGUAGCAUCUGAGAUGUAUAUGGAUUUUGUUCUGAAUUGUGAUGCUAGGGAAUUGAGCUUUAACAACUAUAGCAAUAGCACGUAUCCCAAUUGUGAAGAGCUUGCUGAUUUAUUCGACCAAGCUAUGGAUGAGUACAGAUUACAUGAGAAUCCUGAAGCUUGCAGUAAGAAACUUGAAAGCAUGCUUUACAGAAGCUCUGUGGACCAAGAGUCUCAAGCUGGAGAGAAAUUCAAAUUACAUCCCCUUCAUCAUCUUUCCCUUAAUAGCUACAUCACACUUGCUUCUGCAUAUCGAGCACAGGUGUUCUCUAUGGAUGAAAGCAAUAAUACUGAGUGCCUCAAGUUGGAAAGAGCUGCUGUUUCAUACACUUUGCUGCUUGCUGGAGUUGUCCAUCACUUGUUCUUGUCUGAACCCUCCCUAAUAGCAGUCACUGCACAUUUCCUUAUAAAUGCAGCUGAAUCUAUCCUUGUGCUUCUUAGACUUCCAGAAUGGUCUUUUGAUAAAAAACUUUGCAAAUCAGAGAUUGACUUGAUUAUAUGUCACUAUCCGAAAGACAUGAUGGAAUUUUCAUUGGAUAAGUGCAGGGAUGCAUCAAUGAGGUUUCUCGGAUCGGUUUCACAAAUCUUAUUCAAAACUUGGCCUUACCUUACUCAAGAUUUAACAAACUUGAAAAAUAUUGACAGCCCUGUAAAUUUCAAUUGGCUCGGGUCUAAAGUGUUAAAUCCUCAGUGUUUUGCUAGCCAUAGAGAGUUAUCUGACUUCAUUGAGAAAGAAUGUGUUGAAGAUAGAUAUCUUGGGCAUAGAUUGAUCAAAGACCAAAACACAAGAUUAUUUCAGCUAGCUCUUCAUUGCUUCAUUUAUGGUAGAUAUCUUGCAAGCAUAUGCUAUGGACCAGAAUGCUAUUUGGUACAUCAUGCAGAAAAUAUACUUCAUGGUCUUUGUAAACAUCUUUUGACCAAACACAGCUAGUAUCUUUCACAAUGUCUAUUGGUUUUAUUCUCAACUGAAGACGUUGCAACAGUGUGAUUCAAACUGGCAUUCCACAUUCCUUUUCUUUUUGUACACAUCUGGGUUGAUUGCCAUUUUAUGCUCUAAUCCAAAUCUGAAGUGAGGAUGACAAUCAAUGAUCCGGUGGUUCAUUCAGAGAAUAUGUUUUUCUGUACAUUUCAUUGCUUUUGAUCAAUGGUUCUGCUUUCUGAUCAAUGCACCCUUUUGGUGUUCCUUUCUAAAUCACUUUUCUCAGAACCUUUAAGAUGGAUAUGCUACUCGGCGGUAAUGACUAGGCUCUGCUAGUCUAAUUGAUGAAGUAUCACCAUCCUGAUGUCAUUUAUCACUUUUGUGACCGUUUUUUUAUUUUAGCUCCCAUUUUGACUGGAAUAAGUUCAAGUUCAUAAGUUUGAUAGGUCAACUGAUGCUCUAGCUUAGCUUUUUGGGUCCAAAUCAGGCAAUUAUGUUGUGCUGAAGGAUACAUCUGUAUGAUGAAUCACACUCUCAUUAUGUUGUGCUUCUCAUAAGAAGGAUACGUGCCAUUCAUUUUAUUUUCAAAAAUUUCUUGAGGAUGUGUAGGUUGCAUUGGUUGUUAUUAAAAGAAGUUCGAUUUUAUUCAUCCCAGCUAGAGAAAAUUGCAUGUAGUGAUUAUCAGUACUUUCUCACUGUAUUGAUUAAAUCACUCUUGGACUUUAUGGAUUGUAUAUUGAUGUUCCUUGGAAAGGAAGUGAGUUUGAUUGUCAUUCUG